Molecule: messenger RNA, 1213 nt
Organism: Strigops habroptila (Kakapo)
Lineage: Eukaryota; Metazoa; Chordata; Aves; Psittaciformes; Psittacidae
Gene: TP53
Product: tumor protein p53
Exons: 7
Coding region: 112-978 (288 amino acids)
Biological process (GO): apoptotic process; regulation of transcription by RNA polymerase II; protein tetramerization
Cellular component (GO): nucleus
Molecular function (GO): RNA polymerase II cis-regulatory region sequence-specific DNA binding; DNA-binding transcription factor activity, RNA polymerase II-specific
Source: RefSeq, a predicted model, not a curated record
CAUAGGGUACCAUAGCAUACUCUAGGGUGCCAUAGGGUCCCAUGGGUUACCGUAGGGUGCCAUAGGGUCCCAUGGGUUACCGUAGGGUGCCAUAGGGUGCCAUAGGGUGCUAUGGGGAGCUAUGGGGUGCUCUGGGGCGCUAUGGGGCUCCGUUGCCCGCAGUUCUCGGUGGUGCUGCACAAGCUGUUCUGCCGCCUGGCCAAGCCGUGCCCGGUGCAGGUGUGGGUGGGGGUCCCACCGCCCCCCGGGGCGCUGCUCCGCGCCGUCGCCGUCUACAAGAAGUCGGAGCACGUGGCCGAGGUGGUGCGGAGGUGCCCCCACCACGAGCGCUGCGGGGGGGGCAGCGACGGCCUGGCGCCCCCUCAGCACCUGAUCCGGGUGGAGGGGAACCCCCAGGCCCGUUACCAUGACGACGAGACCACCAAGAGGCACAGUGUGACCGUUCCCUAUGAGCCCCCCGAGGUGGGCUCGGACUGUACCACGGUGCUCUACAACUUCAUGUGCAACAGCUCGUGCAUGGGGGGCAUGAACCGGCGCCCCAUCCUCGCCAUCCUCACCCUCGAGGGGCCCGCGGGGCAGGUCCUGGGCCGCCGCUGUUUUGAGGUGCGGGUCUGUGCCUGCCCCGGCCGGGACCGGCGCAUCGAGGAGGAGAACCACCGCCGGAGGGGCGGCGCCGGGGGCGUGGCCAAGCGCGGUGAGGGGCGGGGCCACACCGUGUAUGCUCUGCCCCCCCCGGUUGAAGCCCCUGAGAGCUCCAAGAAGCGGGUGCUGAACCCCGACAAUGAGGAGUUCUCUCUGCUGGUCCGUGGUCGCCAUCGCUAUGAGAUGCUGAAGAAGAUCAAUGAUGCUCUGGAGGCCUAUGAGGGGGGGGCAGCACCGGAACGACCGGUCAAAGGUCGCCGCCCGCGGGGGGAGGGACUGCUGCCCCGCAGCGGGAAGAAGCUGCUGCUGAAGGGGGCGGGGCCAGACUCGGACUGACCACGCCCCCCCCGCCAUAGCCCCGCCCACCGCCGCGCUAAGCCCCGCCCACCCCGCCUCAAGCCGCUCCCCCUAUUGCCCUUAUUAGUCACGCCCCGGGGAGGGGGUUUAGCCCCGCCCACAACGUCUUGGCCACGCCCCCUUCGCCUUGGCCACGCCCUCCCCCGCGCUUGGCCACGCCCCCCCCGUGUCUUUUUAAGGGUCUUUUUAUACAUUAAAUGACUUUUGUACCGCC